Solea solea (common sole) is the source of this 2451-nucleotide messenger RNA. It is a transcript of the gene mapk14a, whose product is annotated as mitogen-activated protein kinase 14a. Bases 279 to 1361 code for a protein of 360 amino acids. The record is from RefSeq and is a predicted model, not a curated record. The transcript is spliced from 12 exons. Gene Ontology annotation, molecular function: MAP kinase activity; ATP binding. Gene Ontology annotation, biological process: protein phosphorylation; intracellular signal transduction. Gene Ontology annotation, cellular component: cytoplasm; nucleus. Lineage: Eukaryota; Metazoa; Chordata; Actinopteri; Pleuronectiformes; Soleidae.
GAGCAUAGAUUGCAAGCAGGGUGCAAUAUCGGAGGUUCCCGAGAGCGAACAGCGGAGAGAGAAGCGAAACUGUGCAAAAAACGUGCACGCAGCAGUCUUUAGCGCGGAGGUAGCCCCGUAGCGUUCGAAACGUAUUCAAGUUUUGUAAAGGCGAUUUACAUUUGACUUCGCGCACAUUCCCUUUACUUGGGGAAAGUUAAACUCGGGUUCGGGGGAUAGGAGCCGCCGCCUUGAGGCGCAGAAAGUGCAGUCGGUGGUCGGCAGUUGGUUCUGCAGGAAUGUCGCAGAAAGAGAGACCCGUGUUCUAUCGACAGGAGGUCAACAAGACGAUAUGGGAAGUGCCGGAGCGCUACCAGAACCUGUCCCCGGUGGGAUCUGGCGCCUACGGAUCCGUGUGUUCUGCGUAUGAUAUGAAGAGUGUUUUAAAGGUGGCUGUGAAGAAGCUCUCUCGGCCAUUUCAGUCCAUCAUCCACGCCAAGAGAACAUACAGAGAGUUGCGGCUGCUCAAGCACAUGAAACAUGAAAAUGUGAUUGGACUGCUAGAUGUCUUUUCCCCAGCUACUUCUCUAAAGGAAUUCACUGAUGUGUAUCUUGUGACUCACCUAAUGGGGGCAGAUCUCAACAACAUAGUAAAAUGUCAGAAGCUCACAGAUGACCACGUGCAGUUCCUCAUAUACCAAAUCCUCCGAGGGUUAAAGUAUAUCCACUCGGCAGACAUCAUUCAUAGGGAUUUGAAACCUAGUAACCUGGCAGUGAAUGAAGACUGUGAGCUGAAGAUUUUGGACUUUGGUUUGGCGCGACACACUGAUGAUGAGAUGACCGGUUACGUGGCUACGCGUUGGUAUCGAGCACCAGAGAUCAUGUUAAAUUGGAUGCAUUAUAACAUGACAGUGGAUAUUUGGUCAGUGGGGUGUAUAAUGGCAGAACUCCUCACUGGAAGAACUCUGUUUCCUGGCACUGACCACAUUGAUCAGUUGAAACUAAUCAUGCAGGUCGUCGGAACCCCAGGGCCUGAGCUCUUGAUGAAAAUAUCUUCAGAUUCUGCCAGGAACUACAUCAGCUCCUUGCCACAAAUGCCCAAGAGGCACUUUGCUGAUGUGUUCAUUGGUGCCAACCCACAAGCUGUGGAUCUUUUAGAGAAAAUGUUGGUUUUGGACACGGACAAGCGAAUAACAGCAGCCGAGGCUUUGGCUCACCCCUACUUCGCUCAGUACCACGAUCCAGACGACGAGCCUGAAGCCGAGCCUUACGACCAGAGCUUUGAGAGUCGUGAGCUGGAGAUAGAAGAAUGGAAAAGAUUAACCUAUGAGGAGUUGUGUAGUUUUGAGGCACCUGUCUUUGACGAGGAUGACAUGGAGUGACGAGAUGAGCUACCAGCAACAGCAGCAUCCAACAAAUUUGUAACAAACGCAAACGUGCAUUAGUGUUAAAGUCUCAGACAUUUGCAUAUUAGUUGUAUUAAUCUUUAUCAAUCAGGAAAACCUUUUCCACAUUUUGACCUGAAAGAAAUACCAGCACAGGAAGCAAGAGCUUGACGUUUUAUGAACCACUAAUGUUCCGAUGCUGGGGAAAUGUCACUUGUUGCCAAUAGUGAAAAAUUUAUAUAUUGUGAAAUUGAGACUUUGAUGACUCAUCACUGUGACUCUGCGAUGCUGAAACACCUGGACCUAUAGCUGUGCUAUUUUGUGUUUUUAAUUUUCUAUUUAGUAAGUUAUGAAUAAGCUUUUUCUAUCUAUCAUUCAAUCAAAAAAGGAAUGUGCUAAUAUGCUGGUCUGCCACUCACCCUGCCACGUUUUCACAUAUAGCACUGGGUCACAUGUACUUGUAACAUGAUUUUUGAUUCAGCUAUCGCCACGAUUUAUUCUGUAUUUAAAGAGAUUACAUUGAAGGGUUUCCUUUCUGAUGGUAGAUUUUACAGUUUUUAAGUUUUUAGAAUGUGCUUGUUCUGUGUAAUCAUUGACCUUUAGUACUCACCAACUGAGUUUCACACAUUUUGAUGUUCAUAAUUUAAAUGCCCUCUGAGACAUUUUGGCAACAACAAUCUGAGCCUCCGCUGUCAAAGAAUAGUGCUUUUCAAUGUGUCAUCUAAAUAGGAAAAAUAAAUAUUUAUGGGUACAUGCUCUGGUCAAAAAUAUGUAAAUAUCUGUCAUAAUUUUUUAAUUUCUGACUUCUGAAGCAAGAACUUUUAGCAUGUACAGUGCAUCAGUCAAAUACUUUGUGUGUGUCUGCGAGAUUGUGUUGUUGGUUUACAGGAGUUUUAAAGUGUCAUGCUGAAACAUUAAAUAGAAAUACUGCUUAAGUGUGUAAAAGAGGGAUUAUACAUGUAUUUAUACUUUGUGGAGGUGGUAUUUAUAAACAAUCAAAAGUUCCCUAAAUCUAUUUUCAGUCCUGCAGAUUUAACUACCAUCUUCAGUCAUUUGUUAAACAAAAUAAAGACUUAUUUUUAAGAGA